Protopolystoma xenopodis is the source of this 222-nucleotide messenger RNA. The record is from the annotation of a GenBank genome assembly. NCBI's taxonomy places the organism in Eukaryota, Metazoa, Platyhelminthes, Monogenea, Polystomatidea, Polystomatidae.
AUGCAUUGCUUGAGACACAUUUUUGCUUUUCUGCCUUUAGAAGAAGAGGCCUGCUGUCAAAUAGACGCCAGACGUGGACGUCAAAUCUAUACUCGACAGCAGACACUUGAGCUCGAGAAAGAGUUCCAAACCAACCGAUAUCUGACUCGACCACGAAGGAUUGAAAUUUCUCAUGAUCUGAGGCUUACAGAACGACAGGUAAUUUUCACAAAAGGUCUGUAG